AUGAGGAUGCUGGUGUUGUCUGUGAAGCUGUUCACCAGAUUGGAUCCCAACUGUGCUCACCAUGAGGAUGCUGGUGUUGUCUGUGAAGCUGUUUCACCAGUGAGGUUGGUCAACUCUUACAACCGCUGCUCUGGCAGAGUGGAGCUUUUCCAUGAUGGACAGUGGGGGACAGUGUGUGAUGAUUUCUGGGACCUAAAUGAUGCUCAGGUGGUGUGUAGACAGCUGGGCUGUGGCAGGGCCAUUUCAACAGAGUAUUUUGGUGAGGGCACAGGGCCCAUCUGGUUGGAUGAUGUCACGUGCACAGGAAGUGAAUCAUAUCUCACAGAGUGCAACCACCUAGGGAUUGGAUCUCACAACUGUGCUCACCAUGAGGAUGCUGGUGUUGUCUGUGAAGCUGGUUCACCAGUGAGGUUGGUCAACUCUGAUUCACGGAGCCUAAAUGAUGCUCAGGUGGCAUCAGUGACAGAUGUGAACCCAACAAACCCUCUAGUUUCAUCAACCACACCUGGUACAACACCACCACAGCUCUCUACUAUCAAUCAGGUUGAUAUCACCAUGACAACAACAGCAGGCAAUAGCACAGAAGUUGAGGGGCAGAUCCGUCUGGCUAAUGGAGGAAACAGUUCUUGCUCUGGUAGAGUAGAGAUCUUCUUCCAUGGACAGUGGGGGACAGUGUGUAAUGAUUCCUGGAGCCUGUUAAAUGCUCAGGUGGUAUGUAGACAGAUGGGCUGUGGCAGGGCCAUGUCAACAGAGUAUUUUGGUGAGGGCACAGGGCCCAUCUGGUUGGAUGAAGUCAUGUGCGCAGGAAGCGAGUCCAAGCUCACAGAGUGCAGCCACCAAGAGAUUGGAUCUCACAACUGUGAUCACCAAGAGGAUGCUGGUGUUGUCUGUGAAGGUAAAUACAAAUGUAUACAGCUAAAGACAAUUCAAUCUCUGUGUGUUAAUGUUGUAUGUAGUUUGUUAAAGUCAUCACAAUUUUUUUUUUUGAAAUAUGUUUAUUGAUUUUCAAAAUAGAGAAAAGAAAGAAAUAUAUAUACAUAUAUAAAAUGAAAAAGAGGAAAGAACACUGCACAUCAAGCAUUACAACAAUAUUUCAUGGUUAUGAAAUGAUUAUCUACUAUACACGGAAUAUAAAAGCAAAAAAAAUAAAAAAUAAAAUAAAAUAUAUAAUACCAGUAAGUAGCAGUAGACAUAUACGAGAUCAUACUUUUGUAUGCACUGUGAGGUUUCGUACAAUAGCCAGUGUCUAUGGGCUCACCUUUUUAAGGUAAUUCAGUACUGGGUCCCAUGUUUUAUAGAACGUAUCCCCUCCAUCUUCAUUGUAGAAUCUCAAUCUCUCCAGGUGUAAAAUGUUUGACCGUUCUCCCAACCACAGGUUAUAAGUAGGCACAGAGUCCGUUUUCCACACUCGCAAAAUCAGCUUUUUAGUGAUCACCAUCCCAAAUUGAACUGCUCUUCUUUCAAAUUUAUUAACAGAAAAAAGGACAUUUUACCUAGAAAUGGUGGAGGAUGAUGGGUUCAUUGUGUUUCUGGAUUUCUACAAAGUCUUAAGAAGUUAAGAAAUCCCUUAAGAAGUUUGGCUUUGACAACUAUUUUUUCCUCUGCUAUCAAAAGUCUAUAUCACAAAGGUAAUAGCUCAGUUAAACUAAUGAAUGGCAUGUCUCCUAGAUUUAAUCUCUUAGUCUCUAGAGAUAUUAGACAAGGGUGGCCUGCUUCACCGUACCUGUUCCUUCUUGUGGCUCAGCUGUUGGCUGAUCACUUUAAAUCAAGUAAGGUAAAUGGCAUCAAUGUUGUAGGCAGAGAACUAACAAUUACCCAACUGGCAGAUGACACCACUCUUUUUCUUAGGGAUGAAAAUCAAGUCUCUGUUGCAAUAAAUACCAUAUCAGAGUUCUCCAAGGCCCCUGGCUUUAGUCUAAACUUAAAAAAAUGUGAAAUUAUUUCCAUUAAGGAGUGUCCUAAAUCAUCCAUCUAUGAAAUCCCAAUCAAAGAUGAAGUUGUUUACUUAGGCAUCACAAUUACCAAGGACCAACAAAAAAGAACUUCUAUAAAUUUUAAUCCUAUGCAUUAAAAUGAGGUCUCAGCAUAUGAUUUCUCAACAAAAUAAACUUUAUGGAAUUAAUAACCAUGUUUCUUUUUCCUCUGUUU
Messenger RNA from Larimichthys crocea (large yellow croaker), 2148 nucleotides. RefSeq names its product deleted in malignant brain tumors 1 protein-like. The transcript has 5 exons. Gene Ontology annotation, molecular function: serine-type endopeptidase activity. The record is from RefSeq and is a predicted model, not a curated record. Lineage: Eukaryota; Metazoa; Chordata; Actinopteri; Sciaenidae. Gene Ontology annotation, biological process: zymogen activation. Gene Ontology annotation, cellular component: plasma membrane. The coding region runs from base 1 to 1002 and encodes 333 amino acids.